AGCUUUCAAAGCCCACUCCCCAAACAAAUAAACAUCCAUUUUCUCCUAGGGCUGAGGUUUCCCAUCUGGCGUGAAACUUGCUAAACUGCAGUGGCGACCUGGGCAAACAUCUGACGAUCUCAGUGAGCUCCGGCGAAUCCAAAGGCGUCCUGCGAGAGGUGAUAUUCCUGUCAUACCAUCAUCACAAAAUGAAGCUGUCGCCCUUUUAGUUAAACAAUGCUGCAGAUACAUUGGCUAAAGCAGUCACCUUCAUUCUAGCCGUCUUCAUCUCAUGAGUUACUGUUUUCACUAAUUAACAGCACCAUGAAGCUAAUUUCACUUCUCAAAACUGUUCAUGGACGCCCUAACCUUCGUGAAAUAAAUGGGCCUUUGCAAUUUCGGUCAUUCCAACCUGACUUUGUUCCCAGAGAUCCCAAUUCCAAACCCCAAAGGUACAAAUAUCCACCCUUUUAUGAUCCCUAUGGCCCUAAACCUCCACCUUCUGAUAAAAUCAUUCAGCUUGCUGAACGAAUUGCUGCCCUACCCCCUGAAGAACGUGCUCAAAUUGGUCCCUCUCUGAGAGAUAGAAUUAGGCAUCCCAAGCUGCAACCAAUUUCAGUAGAAGGCGUGGACCUGGGUGCCGAAGCUGGGCAGGCUGCUGGAUCUAAAAAGGCCGAGGAGAAGGUAGAGAAAACCGCAUUUGAUGUUAAGUUAGAAAAAUUUGAUGCUGCUGCAAAAAUCAAGGUAAUCAAAGAGGUUAGAACUUUUACAAAUCUGGGAUUGAAGGAAGCCAAAGAUCUGGUUGAGAAGGCACCUGUUGUGCUCAAACAAGGAGUCAGCAAAGAAGAGGCGAACGAGAUAAUAGAGAAGAUAAAGGCUGUUGGAGGAGUUGCUGUGAUUGAAUGAAAUUCUGGACUGGAUUUUUAGUGUCUUUUCUAUUCUAUUAGGUUCCGUCAUUGUUGGUAAGAACCAUUUUUCCAUACCUUCAAUAUAUGAAUUAUGUUACAAAUUAACGGGUAGCUUUUAUGUUUAUUGGGUUAAGGGAACAAGUAGUUUAACAGAUACUGUACUACUUUAGUGCAUGUUUGAAUGGAAUUUUAGUAUAAAUAGUACGGGAAGUCCUGCAGCAGUGCAUUUGCUGUUGGGAAAACAAAUCCUGCGAUGGUAUUUGAAGAAUUCAGUUGAGUGAACAAGUCAAAUUAUCCAGUAAUUGUGAUGGAAAUUGAUGUCAGGAUAACUACUUGCAUGUUAAACUGUAGCGAGAUUUGCUUGUUUCUUUUUGGUUCUGACAUUGUUAUGCAUGGCAUCUAGCUGAGAAAAUGGUAUUCACAAAAACUGUACAAGGAAGCUAUGGCAUUGGCACUACACUGGUGGGGCUUCUCAGUGCCUUCUUUCGCGAACUUCUUUUUAGAAGUACUGGAUGUACUCUAUAGUAAUACUAACCCAAUGUGGGUUAAUGUUGAUGCUUGAGAAUGAAUGCAGAGAUGCCUUGUUCGCUCGUCCCCAGCAGGACUUGUUCGCUCGUCCCCAGCAGGAUUCUGGACAGCAAGUUGUGGCUCAGCUGCUCAGAUAUAUCGUGCCUGUUGUAACGGAUACAUUUGCUUUUCCUUGGGAGGGAAUUGAAUGUGUUUUUGUUUUCACUUCACAUAUCUGCUGUCUUUGUAAUGUAUGAUUCAUUAUACUUGGUAUGGCGAGUUCUUAUAAGCUAUUACAAACUUAUCAAAGCUUUUAGCUUCCCAGGCGCAUGUCACAACAUUAGUAGUACAUUUCUGAGAAAAAUAACCGGUACACUGCCGAAUCCCAAAUGGAUCCUACUCUUGUAUGUGUUUGCCAAGUAAUAUAUACCCUCAUAUUUUUUUGUC
Messenger RNA from Cornus florida, 1841 nucleotides. RefSeq lists its product as uncharacterized. Gene Ontology annotation, biological process: translation. NCBI's taxonomy places the organism in Eukaryota, Viridiplantae, Streptophyta, Magnoliopsida, Cornales, Cornaceae. The transcript has 2 exons. Gene Ontology annotation, cellular component: ribosome. The record is from RefSeq and is a predicted model, not a curated record. Bases 304 to 885 code for a protein of 193 amino acids. Gene Ontology annotation, molecular function: structural constituent of ribosome.